This is a messenger RNA of Quercus lobata, 872 nucleotides long. RefSeq names its product eukaryotic translation initiation factor 2 subunit alpha homolog. Gene Ontology annotation, cellular component: eukaryotic 48S preinitiation complex; eukaryotic translation initiation factor 2 complex. The transcript is spliced from 5 exons. Gene Ontology annotation, biological process: translational initiation. NCBI's taxonomy places the organism in Eukaryota, Viridiplantae, Streptophyta, Magnoliopsida, Fagales, Fagaceae. Gene Ontology annotation, molecular function: ribosome binding; translation initiation factor activity; RNA binding. Bases 1 to 594 code for a protein of 197 amino acids. The record is from RefSeq and is a predicted model, not a curated record.
AUGGUGAUUUUAACAUUUUGUUCUCAUUCUAUACAUUGGUUAUUACUAAAUGGAAGCUACUUAUUUCAGGAUCUGUAUAUCCAUGUUGGCUGGCCUUUAUACUGGAAAUAUGGUCAUGCUUUUGAGGCAUUCAAAAUUAUUGUGACUAAUCCUGAUACUGUUCUGAAUACUCUUACCCGUGAAGUCAAAGAAAUUGGUCCUGAUGGACAGGAGGUAACUAAGGUGGUUCCUGCAUUAUCGGAGGAAGUGAAAGAUUCUCUAAUAAAAAACAUGAGGAGAAGAAUGACCCCCCAACCUUUGAAGAUUCGGGCUGACAUUGAAAUGAAAUGCUUUCAAUUUGAUGGCGUUCUUCACAUCAAGGAUGCCAUGCGAAAAGCUGAAGCUGCUGGCAAUGAUGACUGUCCUGUUAAAAUAAAAUUGGUUUCUCCUCCACUUUAUGUUCUAGCCACUCAGACUCUUGACAAGGAGCAAGGAAUAGCGGUUCUCAACAGAGCAAUUAUAGCUUGCACUGAAGCAAUAGAACAGCACAAGGGAAAACUUGGUGUGAAGGAGGCACCCAGAGCGGUGAGUGUCACUCUUACUUUUAACACUUGAUGAACGGGAUGACAAUGUUUUUGUCGAAAUAGAUUUCUACUUAGCAUAACAACUUGCUAUUUUUCUUUUUGUUUCUGAUAUUGUGCAUCAAUUUUAGGUGAGCGAAAGGGAUGACAAACUACUUGCUGAGCACAUGGCCAAGCUACGCGAAGCCAAUGAAGAGUUGAGUGGUGAUGAGGAUAGUGAAGAGGAGGAAGACACAGGAAUAGGAGAAGUUGAUGUGGAGAAUGCCGGCAUAACAGAGUGAAAUAGCAUAGAGAGGGUUUUUUUUUUUUUUU